Messenger RNA from Medioppia subpectinata, 1817 nucleotides. The record is from the annotation of a GenBank genome assembly. NCBI's taxonomy places the organism in Eukaryota, Metazoa, Arthropoda, Arachnida, Sarcoptiformes, Oppiidae.
GAAAACUAAUGAUUUAGUGAACGCCACGACAUAAGCCAACAAUUUAUCCGCAAAUCUUUCUCCUUUCACGUCGUCUUGUGUUUGACUCCAAGAGAAGAGAAGAAGAAAAAAAGUAUUUUAUAUUAAGAAUAAAAUAUGUUAUAAAUUGAAGCCAUUAUUAGAGGGGAAAGCGAUCGAUACAUAACAUAGAAAGGAUGACUUCAAACAGUUCUGUCAGUCUAUACCACAAUCCCUCUCCGCUAACGAUCGAGAAUCUAUCAAAAGGUGUGAAUCACCACAAACUCAAUAUAUAUAACGCCAGAUAUCACGGCGGAAACCCUGCGAUGAGUAAUUCACGCUAUGGUAACGGAGCCCCACUUUCGCACAUGAUUUCACACUACAUCGGAUCCAACGAUCUUCAGCCCCAGAGCCGAGCGCAGAGCUAUCACAGUUCACGGCCGCAGCCGCCACCACCGCAGUCGCCGCCAUCACAGCCACCACCACAACAGCAGACCAUUUAUCAGUCGUCGUCCACUUCUGCGGUGAAUCGGAUCCGACCGGAAAAGUCAAACCGACGAAACGUACAGAAGCUUACGUGGAGAAGCACUCAAUGGGUUAAGGGCUUUGAGGGCUGCGAUGACGAUGACUACGACCAGACACAUGUGGACAGUAUGACCAUUACAGACGUGUCCACUACUGUUGCCAUCAGAAGAAUAUUACUUCUCUACGAAAACCUUCAGUUCAGAGAAGCGGCCAAUUUUAUCAAUCGCUUGAAUUACAGUACAUUCAAAGCCAUAAUCACUGAUUUGCCGAUUGAUGUGUUCGUGGAGUCGAUUCCCAAUUCGUUGCCAAUCGUUGAGGCCUUAUAUGCGAAAGUGUUUCUCAGUUCAAGCGAUGGACUGACGCUGUCCUUCAAAUUUCUUCAUCCGGAGAAUGUGUUGAUGCAAAUGGUCAGACUCUUCGCCCUCCAGAACCCAAGUAUUCCCGAAAACGCUAAUUGUUUGCUGCAAUGCAUUCAAGAAAAGCUCGACUCAAAUCAUCCAUCAGUUGUCUCGUGUAAAAAAUUAUUAAAGGUUAUCAUUCUGUCUGAACCGAGUUUAAGAAAACAAAUUUAUAGCAAAAAGCGUUGUCUAGACCGGGCUAUUGAAGGGCUGGGCCAUCACGGACUGGUCGGCACUUCCGAUGAGAAACUCAUGAAUUUACACGAAGCGCUCAAAUUAGAGUUUGAAAGAGUUAUACAACACUAUAAGACUGCUGUCCAGAAGUUAGAGGAAUUGGCUUUGGCUAAGAAUAAAGAGCCGAUUACGAGCUCAUUAUCGGUGGGACCCGCGCCUACUAAUAGCUCACACCAGAGGCUAUUGAGCCUAAGACAGGACGAGAUUCAAGAGAGACUAAUCAAGAAUAAGACUCUAUUGAACGCUUUAGAGCCCUGUUCUUUCACUAACCACUCUUUGCAAAUACUGUUAGCAAUACUCCAGAAGCGUAUCGAUUAUGACAAAGAAGUGCUCUUCCAAUUCACUCAAUUGCGGAAAGAGUACUCAUCUCUCUCUCCAAACUCAUCGCAACAAAACCCUAUCGAUAAGGAAGCGAUUGUCGCACCCGUUCUCAUGCGGUUCUCUCAUGGAUGCGGUCAGGUUUUGAAUCUAAUACAAGAUGUGCACGGAUUGGACACAUCGGUGGACAACGACGACAGUAGCGAUAUAUCCGGAUAUCACAGCGACUCUGAUUCGGCACUAAUCAUGAAUUCGCCGCUCAAUAUUCCCAAUUGCAAGACAACCAAAAAAUACAAUACAGUUCUCUAUCGAUCGGGUAAGUCAGCCCUCGCAUGCGAACCAUAG